Molecule: messenger RNA, 2384 nt
Organism: Cyclopterus lumpus (lumpfish)
Lineage: Eukaryota; Metazoa; Chordata; Actinopteri; Perciformes; Cyclopteridae
Gene: cpm
Product: carboxypeptidase M
Exons: 10
Coding region: 301-1740 (479 amino acids)
Biological process (GO): proteolysis
Cellular component (GO): cell surface
Molecular function (GO): zinc ion binding; metallocarboxypeptidase activity
Source: RefSeq, a predicted model, not a curated record
GCAUUGAAAAGAAGCGGACUCCCGGACCCGGACCCCGUCUCACCUCUGCAGGAGACCCGGACCCCGUCUCACCUCCGCAGGACUCGCGUCGCUGAGGUCGGUGUCGGUUCGGUGCUCGAGUCGCGUGCGGACCGGAAGCGUCCAGGUGAGAGCCGCUGACCCGCCGUCUGCUAUCGGCCGAUUAUCGAUCAGUCGCGCGCUCCUCUGCUGGACUUCAGGACACGUUCGAGGUACUUGUACUUCCAUUUCCUGAUACUUUGUACUUCUACUCCUCGACACCUUUCCAGGUGGCUAGCAGUGAUGUCAUCGCUCCUCCUCUUCCUCCUCCUCUUCCUCACCCUCGGCCGGGCCUCCGCGCUGGAGUUUCGUUACCACAGCAACCGCGAGAUCGAGGAGUACCUCGUCCAGGUCAGCAACUCGAACCCCGACGUCACUUACCUGUACAGCAUCGGGCAGUCGGUCAAAGGUCAGCAGCUGUGGGCGUUGGCGCUCGGCCUCAGUCCUCGCCGCCACACUGUGGGCAUCCCCGAGUUCAAGUAUGUGGCUAACAUGCAUGGAAAUGAGGUUCUCGGCCGGGUGCUGCUGCUCCAGCUGAUCGACGACCUGCUGCGUGGUUACCGUAACAACGAAACGUGGUCGUUGCAGUUACUGAACAGCACGCGCAUCCACAUCCUGCCCACGAUGAACCCCGACGGCUUCGAUGCAGCGGACACACACUGCGUGUUCAGCAGGGGCAGGGCGAACAACAACGGCGUGGACCUGAACAGGAACUUCCCUGAUGCCUUCGCUGGUCUCCAGCAGCAGCAGGAGGAGCAGAGGGAGGCCGAGGUCAGAGCUGUGAUUGGCUGGUUGAGGACCGAGAGUUUUGUUCUCUCUGCAAACCUUCAUGGAGGAGCCCUGGUGGCCAGUUACCCGUAUGACAACAGCAAGAGAGGCAGCGAGCUGGUGGGCGGGGCCAGCCUCACGCCCGACAGCGACGUGUUCGUCCACCUGGCCAAGGUGUACUCCCACAGCCACGCCUCCAUGCACCGGGGCAACGUCUGCAGCGACAGCGGCCCGUUCCCGGACGGCGUCACCAACGGUUACCGCUGGUAUCCUCUGGCAGGUGGGAUGCAGGACUAUAACUACGUGUGGUCUCAGUGUUUGGAGUUGACUCUGGAACUUUCCUGCUGUAAGUUUCCUCCAGUCGAUCAACUUCCUGCUCUUUGGACGGAGAACAGGAAGUCUCUGCUGGCCUUCAUCCAGCAGGUCCACCUGGGGGUCAAAGGUCGUGUGGUCAAUGGCUCCGGACUGCCGGUCCAGAACGCGUUGGUGGAGGUCAAAGGUCGCAAGAAUAUGUUUCCGUUCAGAACCGACAAGCACGGAGAAUAUUACAGACUGCUGCUGCCUGGAAACUACAGCUUCACGGUGACGUACCCGGGUCACGAGGUUUUGACGGAGACGUUAAACGUGCCUCAUGGUCCCGAUCAAUACUCCGCCAUGAAACACGACUUUCUGCUACGCCGCAUCCCCACUACGACUGGCCACACCUCGGCUAACCUCAACUCGGCUGGCCAAACCUCGGCUAACGUCAACUCGGCUGGCCAAACCUCGGCUAACCUCAACUCGGCUGGCCAAACCUCGGCUAACCUCAACUCGGCCGGUAACCUGAAUGGGGGCGGAGCCACCGUCAGGCCCGCGUGGGCGGGGCUGAGCGUGGGGCUCGGCCUGGUGGCGGCGCUGCGAUCCCGGAUCGGCUGAAGCGAACAUGCAAGAAAACAAAGAAAGAAACAAAAAAAACUGCUGUUCCUCCAGAACUUUCUGCUCUUGUUCAUCGGUGAAGAUUCCCUCAUCAUAUUUACUUUAACAGUAAAAGAAACUAUCAUUUUAAAUGCUGGCGUGUUCAGCAGCUCUCUUCGGGGUUUAUUACUUUCUCUGCCAGGAGGACCUCUGCAUAUCUCGCCUUCUGCUACAGCACACUGCUUCAUAUUAUGGGCUGGAUCUUAUUGCCUGUUUAACUCACUCCUCUUAAGCCAGCUGAGUACAUCACCAACUCCCAGUGGCUCCUCUGCGCCCUCUGGCUAACCGCUAACUGCUAACAGGACCACCAGUGCACUCCCUGCUGAGUACCUCGCCGCCACUCCGCCUGCUGCAUACAUCGCCGCUUGUUUCUGAGUUUAAAUUAAAUGUUUUUUUUAAGACUACUUACAGCCCAUUUGGUUCUAGACGGGUGGGGCAACAAUUAUGAAAAUGUACUAGUUUCUAUUUCCUUUAGAGAAGACAAAGAAAGGAGGUUGAUAGAGAUACUUCACCAACACCGUGGAGACGAAUUCCCCACAGGAACAAACUGGUUUUAUCUGAGUUCUUUGUACUGGAUCACAGGAGGGAACACUGCUGCCUGGGGG